CUUCCGCUGCUUCACAUGGACCAAACUGUGUACACCAGGGAAACUUGAAUAUUUUGCUAGCUGUGUAAAAUAUAGCGCUCAUAUUCAGUCUGUUAUUUAGUUUGUAGUUGUUAGAUAAAUAUUUAUUACCGGCUAACAUGCUGCUUUUUUGUCCAACCUGCGGAAAUGUUUUAAUAGUCGAGGAAGGACAGAGGUGUAUGAGGUUCGCCUGUAACACCUGUCCGUAUGUCCACAACAUCACAAGAAAGGUAAACAAUAGGAAGUAUCCCAAGAUGAAGGAGGUGGAUGAUGUUCUGGGUGGAGCUGCAGCUUGGGAAAACGUGGACUCAACUGCUGAAACCUGUCCGAAGUGCGAGCAUCCUCGGGCGUAUUUCAUGCAGAUUCAGACCAGAUCAGCCGACGAGCCGAUGACGACUUUCUACAAAUGCUGCAACGCCCAGUGUGGACACAGAUGGAGAGACUGAAACCUUUUGCACUUUGAAAAUCGUAAAAUAUAUUUAAUGCUUAUGUGGCACAGAUGUGACCCUUAUACCCUAUCCUUCAUUUUUGAGCUUCGUAAAUAGGCUCUGGUAGAUAUUUUUUUUCGGCUUCUGAUGAUUUCCAGUCAGUGCAGUUCAUCUUCUGUGUGUUGACACAGCUUAAGAAACUUACAUUUUCUUUUUAUGUUUGCAGAUAUUUACUUACAGAACUCACUUUCCAGGCAUGGUUCAUUUUCUAA
Molecule: messenger RNA, 718 nt
Organism: Epinephelus fuscoguttatus (brown-marbled grouper)
Lineage: Eukaryota; Metazoa; Chordata; Actinopteri; Perciformes; Serranidae
Gene: polr3k
Product: polymerase (RNA) III (DNA directed) polypeptide K
Exons: 3
Coding region: 138-464 (108 amino acids)
Biological process (GO): DNA-templated transcription; termination of RNA polymerase III transcription
Cellular component (GO): RNA polymerase III complex
Molecular function (GO): nucleic acid binding; zinc ion binding; DNA-directed RNA polymerase activity
Source: RefSeq, a predicted model, not a curated record